Messenger RNA from Cicer arietinum (chickpea), 2670 nucleotides. RefSeq lists its product as uncharacterized. The record is from RefSeq and is a predicted model, not a curated record. NCBI's taxonomy places the organism in Eukaryota, Viridiplantae, Streptophyta, Magnoliopsida, Fabales, Fabaceae.
GUCCAAAAGCAAAAUACCAACUUUGCUUUUUUAUUUCCUUAUACAAAAUUAUAUGCUCAAUCUCACAUUUUUCUUUGGGUCCAAAAUCAAAUUAUGCUCAAUUCUUAUUCUUCCACUUAUUUCACUCUCCACUGGUGGCAAAUAUUCACUAAUCACUAUCUCAUCAUCAUCAUGAAUCUUUGAUGAAGGAAAGAAAUCAUCGCCCUUUUUUUCUUCUCUUUGUAACUUGAUUUCAAAUGUUGUGAUUGUGAAGAUAAAAAAGAAAAAGAAAAAACUUGAGAGGUUGAUCAUCGAUGGGUACCAAAAAUCUUGUUAUGCUGAAAAGUCACAUUGAUUCAAUCAACUUAUUUUUUGCUAAUGAUUUUGUUUAUGAAAACUUGAUUUGGGCAUUGGCUUCUAUGUGGAUUUUCUUCUGCAACUAUAUGGUUCAUUCCAUGGGGUUGAUACUCACAUACAUCUUCAGAAGUCAAAGGAAAAAUGAGAAAUUUGUUUCACUAGAUUCAUCAGAACAAAACAAGAGUAAUCAAUUUGAAGAUUAUGAGAUUAAUGAGUUCACAGAAGAGUUAGCUAAUUUAAUAUUUCCAAGCUAUGGAAAUUUUUAUAGAGCAAAGGAAGAAAGAGAAGUAAAAACAGAGGACUCUGUUCUGGUGAAGAUUGAUUCUAACAUUCAACAAGAUGAUGAGAAAAGAAAAGGAGAAACAGAUUGCUACGUUUUGAAGGAGAGUAACUUUGAUGUGAAUGAAAAUGGUAACAAAAUUGAAUUAGAAACAAAAGGGUCUAUUUUUAUGCAUAGUGUUUCUGAUGAAGUUCAUGAAGAUGUUAAGAAAAUAGAUGAAAAUGAAACAGAUUGCUCUGUUUUUAUAAAGGGUGAUUCCAAUCUUCAUCAAGAUUGUAAGAAGAGUGUAAAAAGGGUUCAUGAAGAAGAAGAAAAAACAAAAGGGUCUAUUUUUAUUGAUUCAACAAGUAAGAGUCCAUUAGUGUCACAAAAAGAUAUUGGUUGUUUUGAAGAAGAACCUAUGACCUUAAGUUUUAGUUUCCUAAGAAAUGUUUCUUAUAGUAAUGCAUUUUCUAGCACUCAAACUAUAGUCAAGAAACAAAUAUUAGAGAAUAAUUUAGAGGAAAUUCAUGUUGUUCAAGAUGAAGAAAAAGAGGAAUAUGUUGAAGAACAAAGAAAAUUCCCUUCCAACAAAAAUGAUUGUCUUCUAUAUAAUAUAGGUUCUAACAAAAAUGAUGAUUCUUUGAGAUAUAAGAUUAUAGGUUCUAACAAUUCUUGUGAAAGUCUUAAGGCAUUUGAAUAUUUGGAGGAAACUCAAUUUUCAUAUGAUAGAGAAGUGUCACAUGGUUUUGCAAAGUGCAAAAAUGAAAAGAAAGAGACAAAAGAAGAUAUCUUGGAGAAAAAUGAAAAAGAGUUUGAUGAAAUGGAUUAUGAUGAAAAUAAUGAAGAGGAUGAAUUUGAGUGGGAGAAUGAUGAGAUAGUGGAACAAAUCAAACUGGAAUUGAGAAAAGCAAGACAAGGAGGACUUGCAACAAUUUUGGAAGAAGAGGAGGAAAGAGAAUAUUCUCCAAAUGUUGAAGAGAUAAAGCCAUUGAGUAUUGAAGAUAAGAAGAUGGAAUACAAAGAUCAUAUUGUUGAAAUUCAAAAGGUUUACAAAUGCUAUGCACAAAAGAUAAAGAAAUUGGAUGUCUUGAAUUAUCAGGCCAUGCAUGCAAUAGGUCUUCUACAACUAAAAGACCCUCUAAAAUUAAUUUUAGAGCAUAAAUCAAAUGACCCAAUGAUGAAGCUUAUUAAUGAAUUGCAUAGGGAUUUGGAACUUGUUUAUGUUGGCCAAAUUUGUCUCUCUUGGGAAAUCCUAUGUUGGCAGCAUGAGAAAAUCCAAGAGUUGAAAAAAUACGAUUCACAAUGGCCUCAUAGGUAUAAUUUAGUUGCUGGUAAAUUUCAACUUUUUCAAGUCCUCUUGCAAAGGUUCUUAGAAGAUGAGCCAUUUCAACAUGGUGAUAGGAUUCAAAAUUAUGUCAAGAAUCGGUGUGUCAUUCGCAACUUGCUCCAAGUUCCAUCCAUAAAAGACGAUAGCACAACAGAUAAGAAAAAAAGUAAAUGGGAUGAAGAGGAACCAAUUGCUUGUGAAAGGUUAGCACAAAUAAUUAAGGAAUCUAUGCAAGUAUUCUGGGAGUUUAUUCGAGCUGAUAAAGAAAAUGGAAAUGUGUUUCAUAAAGUAUCAAAUCACAAAGGGACAAAAGUUAAGGAUGCAGAAAUUUCAAAUCUUCUAGUGGAAGUUCAAACCCAAUUACAUAAGAAGGAGGGAAAGCUCAAGGAAAAAUUGAGAAGUAGAAAUUGCAUAGUAAGGAAGUUCAGAAAACACCAUGACAAUCAAACUCAAUUGGAUCAUGAGCAGUUGUUGACUCAAGUGGGAUUGAAGUUGAUUUCAAGGGUGACAUACAUGAAAAAAGUCAGAAAAGAUCACCUAAUAUGGUGUUGUGAAAAGUUAAACCGAAUCAAAUUUGUUGACAAAAAGAUUCAAGUGGAGCCUUCUUUUUUGUUUUUUCCUUGUUGAUAAAUACAUAGUUGAUAUGUAAAAUUUAAUCUUAAGGGUAUAUAUAUUAUACACACGGAAAAAUUGUCUAAUAGAAAGAAUGUAGUUGCAAAUUUUGGUAUCAAAAUUGUUUCCAUUA